UUCAGACUUUGGGUCUCUCUCUCUCUCCCUUCUUCCGGAAGAGGGAAAUCAGCCACAGAUACAGAGAGAGAGAGAGAGAGAGAGAGAGAGGGAAUGGAGAGCAUGGCCCUUUGGCAAGCUGGGAGUCUCUGUGGGAUCGUGUGUUGGAUCUUGGUAUCGUCAUACUGCAAUGUGACGGGAGCUCUCAGAUCUCUGCUCCAACCUUGGGUUGCCCACCAGGUGGUUGUGGGAACUCCUCUCAUCCUCCAGAUCCAGAGGUUCCAGCACAGGGUGUUGGAUGCUUUGUUCUCUGGGUUGUCCUGUGUCGUCUCUGUGCCUUUUUACACUGCUUUUCUGCCUUUGCUUUUCUGGAGUGGUCAUGGCAAAUUGGCGAGGCAGAUGACCCUUUUAAUGGCUUUCUGUGAUUACAUGGGCAACUGCGUCAAGGAUGUGGUGUCAGCCCCAAGGCCAAGUUGCCCCCCUGUUAGGAGAGUAACGGCAACGAAGGAUGAAGAAGAGAAUGCAAUGGAGUAUGGACUGCCUUCUUCUCAUACUCUAAACACAGUUUGCUUAUCUGGAUAUCUAUUGCUCUAUGUCCUGUCUUAUAUCCAAAGCAGAGAUGCCUUAACAGCAUAUGCUGGUUUUGCCGUCGUUUGUUUCCUUGUUGGUCUCAUUGGCUUGGGAAGAAUUUACCUUGGCAUGCACAGUUUGAUCGAUAUCUUAGGCGGCCUCAUUAUGGGUUUGGUGAUCCUUGUAUUUUGGCUAACAGUCCACGAUUAUGUCGACAACUUUAUAGUCUCAGGACAGAAUGUAACUUAUUUCUGGACAACCCUCAGCUUCUUGUUGCUUUUUGCUUAUCCAACUCCUGAACUUCCAACUCCAAGUUUUGAGUACCACACAGCCUUCAGUGGUGUUACCCUGGGAAUUGUUGCUGGUGUCCAACAGACCUAUAGUCAAUUCCACCAUGAAGCUGUUCCGAGGAUUUUUACGCCACAACUACCACUUGUGGCAUUUCUGGGAAGAAUGCUCGUGGGAAUACCAACAAUACUAUUGGUGAAGGUCUGCAGCAAAACUCUCGCCAAAUGGACACUUCCCAUGGUCUCCAACACGCUGAGCAUACCAAUCAGAUCGACUAGCUACAUCCCAGCUCUAAGUGGAUCGGUCGCUCUCAAAAAGUCGGACGAGAUCAAGCAAUCCGGUUAUUUGCAAAAGCUAUUCUUUUAUGGCCGCCAGCAAUCAUUCGACGUGGAUACAGGGAUUAGGUUCCUUCAAUACGCAGGCCUUGCCUGGUCUGUUGUGGAUCUGGUUCCUUCUCUCUUCUCUCGGCUGGGGUUGUAAUGCUUAAUGGGAUGCUGAAUUUUGUAUAAUAUAUGAUAUGAAUCAGCACAUCUUCAAGCAUCUUACCACAUUGGAUUAGAGUGUAAAUCAUAUGUGUGGGGCUUAGUAAUGAAACCCAUCCAUUUUUUUUUUUCUAGUA
This is a messenger RNA of Rhodamnia argentea, 1456 nucleotides long. RefSeq names its product lipid phosphate phosphatase delta. Lineage: Eukaryota; Viridiplantae; Streptophyta; Magnoliopsida; Myrtales; Myrtaceae. Gene Ontology annotation, cellular component: endoplasmic reticulum membrane. The record is from RefSeq and is a predicted model, not a curated record. The transcript has 9 exons. Gene Ontology annotation, molecular function: sphingosine-1-phosphate phosphatase activity. The coding region runs from base 94 to 1317 and encodes 407 amino acids.